AUGGAGGAGUUGGUAGAGGAUGACAUCUGUAUUUUGAACCAUGAAAAAGCAGACAACGCACAUAAGAGAGACGGGGAGAUUCCUGUUCCGUCUUACAGUGGAGAUGAGUCUGUUGCCUCACACUUCGCACUUGUCACUGCAUAUGAAGAUAUUAAGAAACGACUGAAGGAGACAGAGAAGGAGAACUCCUUCUUGAAAAAAAGAGUGAGAAUUCUAGAGGAGAAGCUGCUCAGCUCCCGACGGGAAGAGGAAUGCAGUUCAGUUGGACGUGAACAAGUGAACAAGGCAUACCAAGCCUAUCGAGAGGCCUGCAUUGACCGAGAUAAUCUGAAAAGCAAACUGGAUAAAAUGCGGAAAGAAAGUGCAGAAUCCUUGAAAACCUUGAAUGAACAGUUGCAGUCUAAAGAAGUAGAGCUGUUACAACUAAGAACUGAAGUAGAAACUCAGCAAGUGAUGAAAAAUCUGAAUUGUACUCAGUCCAGCUGCGAAAUAGAGAAGCUGAACAGUGACCUGAAAGUGCAUAGUCUGGAACAGGAUAUAGAAAAGCUCAAGGAAGAGUGCAACAGUCUCAGAAAGGAGUUGCAAAAAUCCAAGCAGAUGAACCAGACUCAAGAUGAAAAUCCAUUAAAUGGAGCCCUCCCUCAAAGGCAAGACAUCCAGAGUGUGCAACAAGCGUAUUGGGAACUGAAGAGAGAAAUGUCCAAUUUGCGUCUGGUGACUGAUGUGCAAGCUGAGGUUCUACAAAAACUGAAAACAAACCCCACAGUGACCAAGAAAGCUGCCUCUACUGCACCAAUACAGUGUGUUGACUUGAACAUUUCAAAGCUGAAUUUGACAUCUGCAGUAGCCUAUAAAAAACUCUCACAGAAUGAUCAAGUCCUCUGCAAUGCUGUGUCCCCGCCUCUGCCGAGAGAUGUAAAAAUCCCAUCUGAGAGGGUGACUCUCCAAGCAUGGACAGAUGAGAGACCCGUUCCAGUUGAUGGCAAAAUGUUUCAGGAACACCAUUCUUACGGAAAGAGCUCUCUGGAAGAUAAUUCCUGGGUAUUCCCAAGUCCUCCAAAGCCUAACGAGAAUGUCUUUUGGGAAAUGAAAAAUAAAACCACCUUGUUAAACUGCCCAGCAGAUUACCUGGAUCAGUGUAAUCAAAACUGUGUGCACAAGAGUUAA
This is a messenger RNA of Mesitornis unicolor (brown roatelo), 1167 nucleotides long. RefSeq names its product 5-azacytidine induced 2 (gene AZI2). Gene Ontology annotation, biological process: canonical NF-kappaB signal transduction. Lineage: Eukaryota; Metazoa; Chordata; Aves; Mesitornithiformes; Mesitornithidae. The record is from RefSeq and is a predicted model, not a curated record. Gene Ontology annotation, cellular component: cytoplasm. The transcript has 7 exons. Bases 1 to 1167 code for a protein of 388 amino acids.